GUUCUUAUCCGUGAAGUUGAUUCCUUGUUUUGCUGCAGUGUCAUUGUUAUUCCGCACUCGCCUCCUGAUGUCAGAGCCCCCCCUCGUGUGACGUCAUUCUGCUGCCAGUGUUUCUCCUUAUGAUGUAGAAUCAUUCAGCUUCUCCUCAGACAUCUCAUAAGGAGCUGGGAAACCGGACCUCAAGUUGGCUUCUCCCCUUCCCCCAGGACCUUUGAUUUAUCCCAUUGAAGAUCUCCAUUCUUCCAGCCACUGGACUCCUAAUUUACCCCCUAGAGGUCCCCAGAUUAUCCAUCCCCCAGGACCACCCCCAUACACAGUGUUAACCCCCCUGGAGGAUCCCCUUCACCACCCAAAAGGAUAGCAAUUUACCUUCCAGUGGAUCUCCUCACACAAUUCAGCGGUUCUCAGUGAUCGUAUUGCUGCAGCAAUGUCUGAAAUUCUGCCCUACAGUGAGGAUAAGAUGGGGCAUUACGGCUCUGAUGCCGAGGUUGGGCAAAUAUCAUUCAGCUGCCGUCUGCAGGAUACCAGUUCCUUUUUUGGGGGAAAUCAGCAGAAGAGACCCCCCAAACUGGGGCAGAUCGGUAGAGCUAAGAGAGUUGUUAUUGAAGAUGACAGAAUAGACGAGGUCCUGAAGGGGGUGUCGGACAAGUCUCCCUCCGGAGUAUAAGGUGGAAGUGGUUGCUCUCCAGCUCACACUUUCCUCCCUGAUUUGUAAGCACUUUUGGCUGUGCAUGUUUGUGGACAUGGAGAAGAAGGAAAGGCUUUGAGGCUGCUGGGAAAUCUUCACCCUCCACCUUGAUUCAGACCCUCUGCAAGUCUCCUGAUGGUGCCAUUCGGCUUCUCAUGCCACCCAUUUUCUAGUUAAUGACCUCCAAUAUGGAGCUGUCCAUUUCAGCGCCUCCAUUUAUCCAUCGUCAUUGUCCCUCAUCCUGGGCUCUGGGGGCGGUGAUGACUUUCAGCCCAUGCCAGAUAGAAGCUGGGUGCAGUACAUACUAUCACCAGUCUAUGUGCCAAGAAGAUGACUGUAGCCUGAAACAACAUGGAGUUUAUACCUGUAUACUCCUACUAUUGCCAGGUGCUGCCUCACAGUGUAGAUCCCAGGGGGCUAUAGGUUAUGUUAGAAAUGCACUUUAUUCUGACAAUGAUGUGUCUCUAGUGAAGUAAUAAACUAUGUGUGCCUGUGUGGACGCCUAGCGAACCCACCUGCGCAUUUACGCACACACACUUAUAUGUGUGUGCGUGUAUAUGUAUAUAUAUAUAUAUAUAUAUAUAUAUAUAUAUAUAUAUACACACACACAUAUAUAUAUAUUAUUUUUUUCUUAAUUGUAACUUAAUAUUAAUCCCAUGUACUCACCCUCCCCUCAUUCCACCAAAAACCAGCGUCUCUACAACCUCGGGAGAAAAGACUGGGUAGAUACCCCUGUCAUGCACACAAUACCAGCAGGUCGGAAGCAGAGCAGCUGGAGGGCGCAGAAAAGAAACGGGACGUCCCUUUGCUGUCAAAACCCAAGCAAGAAAAAAAACUUUAUUUGCUCCAUCUCUUGCAUGAGCUUCCGAAUUCACACCGGAUUCCACCCUCCUCCCCGCACGUUCCUUUUUAACAGGAUCCCUUACAUUUGUAUUUUUAUAAACAAAUAUUUGUUAUUAAUAUGAAUUCUGAUAUAUGCUGGGGACUGUGCCAUGUCACAUCAGAGAUGUAGCUACUAUCUAGUUGCAGGGUCACAGCCCGGGUAGUAGUGGUCAGUCACAGA
Molecule: messenger RNA, 1751 nt
Organism: Bombina bombina (fire-bellied toad)
Lineage: Eukaryota; Metazoa; Chordata; Amphibia; Anura; Bombinatoridae
Gene: CAMK2N2
Product: calcium/calmodulin dependent protein kinase II inhibitor 2
Exons: 2
Coding region: 428-667 (79 amino acids)
Biological process (GO): negative regulation of protein kinase activity
Molecular function (GO): protein kinase binding; calcium-dependent protein kinase inhibitor activity
Source: RefSeq, a predicted model, not a curated record